Molecule: messenger RNA, 738 nt
Organism: Acanthosepion pharaonis
Lineage: Eukaryota; Metazoa; Mollusca; Cephalopoda; Sepiida; Sepiidae
Source: the annotation of a GenBank genome assembly
AUGUCCCCCGCUCUCUCUCUCUCUCUCUCUCUCUCUCUCUCUCUUUUACUGUUUUUUUUUUUUUGUUUCCAUUCUGUAUUACGGAUUAUUUGUUUGACUCUCUCUUUCUUUUUCUCUAUAGCUGUAUCUGUCUUGCUCUCUCUCUCUCUCUCUCUCUCUCUCUCUAAUACUAGUUUUCUUUGUAAUUCUUUUGUUUUCUCUCUUGCUCUUAUUCGGAUCCUAUAUAACUCCUCCUAUAUGAUUCACUUUCUGACUCUCUCUUUCUCUUGCUCUUCCCCCCCUCUCUUAUUUCAUUAUUUGCUUCUCUCCCCUUUCUCUCUCGCUCUUAUUCUGUUUCCCCCUCUUCCGCUAAUACUGGAUUCUGUGCUUGACCUUCCUUCUCUAUAUCUAUCUUUAUCUCUCUCUUUCUUACCCCCUCUUAUUCUAAUGCUACUGACUCUCUCUCUCUCUCUCUCUCGCUCUGCCAUUUCAUCUAAUUCUUUCUCUCUGCCCCCCUUUCUACCACUUUAUCUGUUGCUUACUCUCUCUCUCUACCUGUCGGCCAUUUUAUCUGUUUCCUUCUCUCUCGCCUUCUGUCUCUGCUACUUCAUCUAUUCUUUGCCGAACUCUCUCUCUCUCUCUCUCUCUCUGUGCAUCUUUAUCUGUUUUUUCAUUCCCUCUAUAUCUCUCUCUUUCGCCUUCUCUCUUAUUUUAAUACUGUGUGACUAUCUGAUUCUCUCUCUCCCUAUGUUAUUCUAA